This is a messenger RNA of Orbilia oligospora ATCC 24927, 1641 nucleotides long. RefSeq lists its product as uncharacterized. The record is from RefSeq and is a predicted model, not a curated record. Lineage: Eukaryota; Fungi; Ascomycota; Orbiliomycetes; Orbiliales; Orbiliaceae. Gene Ontology annotation, molecular function: iron ion binding; monooxygenase activity; oxidoreductase activity, acting on paired donors, with incorporation or reduction of molecular oxygen. The transcript is spliced from 5 exons. Bases 1 to 1641 code for a protein of 546 amino acids.
AUGGUUCAAUUCGAUUUCUCCGCUGUGUCGGCGACACAAGUUAAGUAUGCCGUCGCCGGCCUACUCGGUGUCUAUCUACUCCAAGGUACUAUAAGAUUUAUUGCGGAAGGUGUCUACUGGCGACGAAGAUUCAGAAACAGCCCCGACUUCCCUCAACCACCCCACCACUGGCUAUUGGGUCACCUUCUCGUAAUGGCGAAAAUUACCCAGGAAAUCCCGAUGGAUGCCCAUCCGCACGUUCAACUACCAGCUCUCCUAGAAAAAUACGGUCUCAAAGAGAAGGGUAUCAUGUAUCUUGAUAUCUGGCCGAUGGGUUCCCCUAUGGUUGUUGUUUGCGACCCAAACAUGGCCUACCAAUGCGCUCAACAAUAUUCUCUUCCUAAGGCUAUCAAGGAACUUGAUCCGAUUCUGACACCCCUCUCCGGACCUGGAAACUUAGUUGCAUCAGAUGGCAACUUCUGGAAGUUCUGGAGAUCAGUUUUCAACCCCGGCUUUGCAGCACAGCACUUGAUGACAUUGGUACCCGGAAUCGUCAAAGACUGUGAAGUUUUCUGUAAAGUUAUGGAGCAAGCCGCUGCCAGUGGCAAGGUUGUUAACCUUGAAAAAUUAACAACCUGUCUUACCAUCGACAUUAUCGGUCGCGUGGUUGUAGACGAAGAACUUGAAAGCCAGACCCGGACCCACCCCCUCGUCGAAGCCUUUAAGUCCCAGAUCAGCUGGCUACCCGCUGCCGUUGAAUACAACCCGUGGUACCGAUGGCAUCCAAUGCGCCCAAUUGUGUAUUGGUGGAAUCAGCGUACCAUGCGAGGAAUCCUCGGUAGCUUCCUCGAUAAGCGUUUCAAAACAAGAGAUCCGAUGCUUCAGUCUGGAAAGAGGGGCAAGCCUGUUGUUGAUCUUGCACUCGAAACAUAUUUUAAACAGAAAGAAGGCAAUGUUACCGCGAUGGAUGAGGAAUUUAGAAAGCAUGCCAUUACACAAAUGAUGAUCUUCGUGUUCGCUGGCCAUGAUACAACUAGCUCCACAAUUUGCUAUAUCUUCCACAAGCUAUCUUACUUCCCAGAGAAGAUGGUCAGAGCAAGACAGGAACUUGACGAAAUCUUCGGAACUAAUUUAGACGACGCCCCAAAAAUGUUGGCUGAGAACCCGCAUUUGAUGAACAAGAUGGAAUAUUGCACAGCUAUUAUCCGCGAAGUUCUCCGAAUGUAUCCACCGGCGAGUUCAGUUAGGGCUGGAGUAAAAGGAUUUUUCGUCAAAGAUGAUCAGGGCAGCCUCUAUGAUACUGAUGGACUAAUGGUCUGGCUUGCUUCCCUCCCCGUACAUGUUAACGACAAAUACUGGAAAGAUCCUUACGAAUUCCGUCCCGAGCGAUGGCUUGAGGAAGAAAUCCCCAAGGAAGCCUGGAGGCCAUUCGAACGCGGCCCUAGAAAUUGCAUCGGGCAAGAAUUAGCUAUGAUUGAAACGAAGGUCAUUAUGGCAUUGACACUGAGGAAGUUUAAUAUUGAAGCACAAAGACAACCACCUCCACCCAACGGCGUUAACGAGGUCCGCGGGGAGUUUGUUUAUCAAGUCCUGGCAGGUAGCGCAAAGCCAAAGGGUGGUAUGCCAUCUCUCGUCAAAUUGGCACCACCUAGGGUUAUGUAA